Molecule: messenger RNA, 879 nt
Organism: Aspergillus luchuensis
Lineage: Eukaryota; Fungi; Ascomycota; Eurotiomycetes; Eurotiales; Aspergillaceae
Product: sucrase/ferredoxin-like domain-containing protein
Exons: 2
Coding region: 1-879 (292 amino acids)
Source: RefSeq, a predicted model, not a curated record
AUGUUCCGAUCAUUACUCUCGCGCGGCGGCCUUAUCCGCAACGACAGCUACAUUUUCCCGACCGUCGAUCCGACAGAAGAUGGCCCGGACUGUAAGAGGGAUUGCGCCGACUGCACCGUGCAGUUUCCCUCCAAAGUGAAGGUUGAAACCACCAAACCGCUAUACGGUCAUAUCAAGGAAUUUCACACCCAUGUCCUAGUCGCAACGGGGAAAUCGGACUGGACCGAGAAGGUCGAAAACGAGAAGGGUUCUUUAAUGCAGGCCUUUGACGAGUCUUCGCAUCUAUCCAAACAUGGCCGCUUCAUGAUCUCCGCUUCAAAUCUGACACCCCCAGAAACCGACGAUGAAACAAACCAAGGAACCACAGUUCUGCUCUUACCAUCGUUCACUUUUAUUGAUGCCGUCAAACAAAGCGACGUCAAUGAAGUGAUCUCUCGUUUUAUGGACGCACCAUUAUCCCACAAUGGCGCCAUCCCCGCUAAUCCAGGGUCCAAAUUGAACCCCCGGCCAUGCCAAUACGACUACGUGGUGUUGCUCUGCUCCCAUAAACGACGCGACGCUCGCUGCGGAAUUACUGCUCCGUUAAUCAAGAAAGAAUUGGAACGCCACUUACGGCCUCUGGGGCUCUACCGUGAUGCAAACGACGAGCGUCCCGGUGGUGUGGGAAUUUUCUUCGUUUCCCACGUGGGUGGUCACAAGUUUUCUGCCAACGUUCUGAUCUAUCGGAAGGAGGAGCAGCAGAUGAUCUGGCUGGCCAGAAUCAGGCCCGAACAUUGCGAAGGACUCAUCAAGUACACCCUUUUAGAAGGAAAAGUAGUACAUCCUGAGACGCAGUUGCGCGGAGGAUUUGAUAGAGCUCGGGGAUUGACGAGCUGGUGA